Molecule: messenger RNA, 821 nt
Organism: Paralichthys olivaceus (Japanese flounder)
Lineage: Eukaryota; Metazoa; Chordata; Actinopteri; Pleuronectiformes; Paralichthyidae
Source: RefSeq, a predicted model, not a curated record
GACUGAGUCUCAUACGUCAGCGUCUCCGGUGACUUUGGCAGCGCUCCAGGAAACUUCUUCUUCAGUUCAUCAAAUAAAUAAUCAGGUAUAAGACGGUCGUCUUCAGUGUCUGCAGCCUCGGUUCCACCAUGAAGACGUUGGCUUUGUCCGUGCUUCUUUUUGCCGCGAUGGCUCUGACCGGAGCUGAUGCAACGAGACACGAGGAUUGUCCCGCCUCUUGGACGAGGAUCCACGGCCGCUGUUUCCUCUACGUUCCAGCUCAGAUGAACUGGGCUACGGCUGAGAAAAACUGCCAGUCCAUGAAUGCAAACCUCGCGACCGUGCACGGCUGGAACGAGCUUCGCAGGAUUCAGAUUUUCAUCACGAAGGCCUCGCGUGGGCUCGGAAGGACGUGGCUCGGAGGACCUGUCUGCCAGAGUGAGGGCCUUUCGUUGUGGUGCGACGGGACAAGUUUAAAUUACAGGCACUGUGGUAGUUUGAACUAUCAUUGGAAUCAGAACUGUAUGUUCACCUACAACGGAGGCCGCAAGUGCUGGGAUGACGAGAUGUGUACCAACAAAUACUCGUCUGUCUGUGCCAAAAACAUCUAAUCACACACAGACACACAGACACACACUGCUUUGUGUUUGUGUUUGCUUUUUGCCGUCUCAUUUUACUUCUUUAUCUCUUUACAAUUUGUAAAUUUGAGGAACUCAGUGACCAGCAGCUGUGAUGUGUCUUCAGAUCUCUAAGUAAGAGGAACCUGAAUGGAUGCUUGGAACUCGCCCUUGUACCGGAGCGGGAGCCGCUUUUCAUCACGAGAAAAAUAAAUUAAAAAAGCC